AUGUGUAUAAAUGUGUUGUGUUAUCUUGGUGGCAGCGUGCGUGUCUACUUCGCGUUGGCAUUAUUUUCUAGCAUUGCCUUAACAUUGGAGCUCCGCAGGUACUCCUUGAUUCCUAUGCGAGCAAUGGCAAUGUUAGAGAGCCCACGUCGACUUCUGUUCGUUUCCAGUGCACCUGCAUCUGAUUCUGUAACGUCUAAUCAGUUAUUUGCCUCGGAUAGGUUUACGUUUGAUCCAUCGUUGGUCAAGAAGCGUCGUCGUGCUACCCAGGUUAAUCGUGGCAAGAAGGUGAAUAAGCGUCUUGAAAGCGACCAUUCUGUUAUGCAUGGUCUUGCUAAAUUGGGUUAUGACCAACCUAAUAAGGAGGACUUACGUGCUGCCAGUUUACAGGAGUUUGUGAUGCGUAUUGAGCGUCCUCGUGAGCGUAAUCGUUUACCAGCUCCUGCAGAGUCGCAUGAGCGUAUGUAUGAUGCGUUACUGUAUUUGAAAGGUUUGCCUUAUGAGACUACCGAAGAUGAUUUGCGUAGCUGGCUUUCGUCUUACGACAUUGUGUACGUAGUUUUGAUAAAGAACGAGAACGGUUGUUUUACUGGUGAUGCUUAUGUACGUUGCAGUAACAUAUCUGAGCGUGAUCGUCUCCACCGUGAGAUGUCCGGUAAACCUCUUGGGUUGCGUUAUAUUCCCAUGUAUCGUCUGACUGAGUCUGCGUAUUUGGAAUACUACCAUACCGGUUUCCGUCGUGAGCCUGCCAAACGUAACCACAUAUCACCCAAUUUGCUUGUGAUGAAACGUGGUGUGGAUAUACCUGCUACUGACAUCAGUGUUUUGAAAACGGGUUCUCGUGUCUGUGGUGUGGUUACUCACAUCUACCGGAACGGUUUGUUGUUAGACUGUGGUAUUUCCGAGCACUUGGGAGGUUACCGAGAGCGUGUGUUUUGUGUUUUGAUGCGUAACCGUAUAGCGCGUAAUAUCGGUAUUGCGGGUCAACAGCGUGAAUGGUUGCGUCAUAAGGACCUUGUACUAUUUCCUGGUAUAAAGUUGAAUUUGUAUGUUGAGAAGUUGCGUACUACUACUGCUCAAUCUCCUUUUGAUGAGGAUUUAUGGCGAGAGCAUUUUGGUGAUCCUUUUACGUCCUUGAAUGUGAGUGACGGUCGUCCUGAGCGUUCUCUUGUUUAUUUGACAAUGGAUUCCUCUGUGAGCGAUGACAAGGUGGCAUGGUGGGAGCGUCGUUUGGUGGAUUCUUAUGCUCUGUUUACUGUAAACGAUGCAGAAACACCGCAGCGUGUGGGUGAUGAGGAAUUAUUUCAACGUGUUGCUGUUCAACCAUCUUGGUUGGAUGGUCGCCGUAAAGUUGAAGCUAGUAGUUUAUAUGCCGGUAGUAUCCCAGUUGUUGGUAAUCAAAAGUUGAAGGUUGGAACGUCCAGAUUUGUUCUUGAGCAGGAUGCUGCUGAGCCGCCACCUGCUGAAUCUCCUAUUCCUUACCAUGAGCUUGUUCGUGAGUUUUUGCGGGGUUCUGAUAUUGACAAGCACGGUACCCGUUACCACGGUUUCGAUGAUCCUGGAGGAUAUCGUGAACCUGGCGAUGAGUUGCCUCGGACAAAGAGAUCGUCCAGUUCGGUUACCGAUAGUGGCAUUGGUUCGGCAACAGCCCUUGGUCCAUCGUCAUCUGAUAGUGUCACGUCGAAUAGGUUCUCCGUUACUUCCUCUGAGCCACAACGUGCUGAAGUGUUGGUCGGUAAAGGGCCUGGUAGCGUCAGUGCUGAUAGCUCAUCUGGUGGUUCUCUGGGUGUCGGUAACGUGUUAGAAGAUAUACGUCGUCGUACAAUUUCUGAUGACCUGAAAAUAUUCCCCCGUACUACCCUUUAUGACGAGUGUAUAAAGUUACCUGGUAGCGGUUGGUUAUUACGUCGUUCAGACGUACCGAAAUUGGCCGAAUAUCAGGUCCUAUCACUUUUACGUCUUUUGGGUCAGGAGCCGGUUUCAUCUUCUUGUAACUCUGACUAUGAGAAUCGCAUGUUGCUAUGUCAGGUUAUUAAGGAUAAAGGUCUUGGCACAGGUCUUGAUCCUCGCACGUUGAUUACUAAGGGUUUAUACAAGGUGAACCAAUCUAAAAAGAAGCUUAAGCGUAUUAUUGAGCUUACUAAAUCUUUGACAGGUCGUCGUUUUACAACAUCUGAUCUUGAAUCUGCUUCAAAAUCAGAGCUACAUAUGUUAGCUGAUGAAUCUUUACGUAAAUUUGCAGAUUGGUGUCCUUCUGAUGAGGUUAAGCGUACCUUUAUUGAUAUGUACGGUGUUGAUUUUGGUAUAACAUCUGAUGGCACAGAUUUAUCAGCUAAUUGGGACUUGUUGAAGUGGCGUAUUAUAAUUCACAUUUACGGUGAGCAGAGUGAUUUGAAAUCGAUAAUUGCUGAGAUCGAUAAAAAUGACCUUAUGUUCGGUGAGAAACCGGGUUCUUCAUCUGGCGAUUUAGGUCAGUUAGUUGAAGACACCAUUUCUGACACCUACGGUCAAACAUCUGAUGUUGACCGCAAGUCUCGACCCUAA
Messenger RNA from Babesia sp. Xinjiang, 2541 nucleotides. RefSeq lists its product as uncharacterized. The record is from RefSeq and is a predicted model, not a curated record. Gene Ontology annotation, molecular function: RNA binding. The transcript has a single exon. Lineage: Eukaryota; Apicomplexa; Aconoidasida; Piroplasmida; Babesiidae. The coding region runs from base 1 to 2541 and encodes 846 amino acids.